Molecule: messenger RNA, 2022 nt
Organism: Dujonia railenensis
Lineage: Eukaryota; Fungi; Ascomycota; Pichiomycetes; Serinales; Debaryomycetaceae
Source: the annotation of a GenBank genome assembly
AUGUUACGGACAUCUUUCUUUGCGUUGCGCCACCGUCAUGCGUUAAAACUGAACGGUGUUAUAUAUUCCGUAGCUCGUAGUUACUCUUCUAUUGAAGACUUCAAUAAGAAGAAGAAAACGUACUCCUAUGGACUUGAUCUCGAUGACUUGGAGAAGGUACACAGAGCCGAUGAAGCUAAAGUUGAUUUGAAUUCCGUCCUUGAGGGACAUCCAGAUUUGGCAGACUUGAAGCCUGGAUCUCCAGAGUAUAAGGAUCGUAUGUACUCAUUACAUCAAUCACUUCAAAAUGACCAAAGGAAAGAACAAAGAAAGUAUGAAUCUAGAGAGAGAUUAAAGGCAGUUGCGAUUGGCUUUGGAGCAGUGGUUGGGUUGAUAGCGAUCCACCAAGCGGCACUAAAUUAUGAAUACUUGAAAAAUUGGUUAAACCAUAGUAGAACCUAUGGAAAAGAGGUUGAUACCGAGAAGAUCAUGUCAUUGGACGAUCCUUCUAAGAAUACAAACAACAUGGCCAAUUUAGUUAGCAAAUUUACAGAUAAUUUGGAUACGUUGAAUAUCAUCCUGAAUUUAAAACUGCUGGAAGAAACUCCAGGUUUAUAUUUAUUUGGAGGGGUUAAAGCAAGAUCGAAAUUCCCUCUUAGAGUUCCAUUUUUUGAUGAUAAGCUCUUGAAGGAUGUUCAAUUGAAGGACACCUUGUUAGUUGCAAUUAACAGCAAAGGCAAUGAGUUGUACGAAAUGAAAAUCGAUUUAGGAAAACUGCUGAAGAAUAUCAAGCCUCCAGUGGUUGAAAAAAUCAAGACUCCAUUCAUUGUGAAGAAGUGCCAAUUGACUGCUAACUUCAUUUAUUUGCUUUCGGAAAAGGGAGAAACGUAUUUCAAAGUCAGAAAUGACGUAGCUAGUAAGAAGAAGAUCGAAUUGGAUGGUUAUUCUUCUAGAAAUUGGAUUGGAAUGUCAAAAAAGUCUACCGUAUUUGGAAAAUUUCCUGGUAAAUUUGAAGAUAUCCUGGCUGGAGAGAGCCAUUUGUUGUUGCUUGGGAAAGCCGGAGAUCUUUCUGUAGUGAGUUCUUCUUCUAGCGCAGCUAAUUUCGGACAAUUGGGAUUGCCAAAAUAUUCCCCUUACACCCAGAAGAGCUCCAAUACCAAUACCUCGAUAAAUGGUGUUGAUGCUCCGAUUAACACUCCUCUAGAGCUUAUUGGACUCAACUAUGAAAUUGUUUCCUCACCAACUGGCGAAAAGUCAACCAGACCGAGAGUUUUUUCUCACAUCGCCACUGGGAAGUUUCACAACUUAGCUUCAGAUCUUGCUGGUAAUGUUUGGACUUGGGGUAAGAAUACCUAUGGAGAGUGUGGCCUGGAGCUUAGUUACAGAACAGAUGUUCAAUCUAUUCCUCAGAUUGCUUUCACAACUAAGGACUUCUUGAAUGCCACGAAGCACUUUUCACCUCUCCAGAAUAGUCAAUUAUUGGAUCUCUGGCAAGUGGAUGGUUUAUACAGUGGAUCCGAGACUUCCUAUAUCAAAGUAAACUUCGAUAACUCGGUCGACUUUUUGUUCUCCUUUGGUAAUGGAUUAAAGGGGCAGCUUGGAAACAAUUUGUACUUACAUGCUUCUCCUAAGCUUCAGACGAUGAAAUCACUUCUUGGCCUCAAAGAAUUCGAUGAAGCUUCCAAUAAGACACGCUCUAUCGGAAUAAAAGACGUAAAACUUGGAGAAAACCACGGAUUCAUUGUACUAGAUAACUCUGGGAAUCACCAAGAUUUGCUUAGUUUUGGAGACAAUGAGUUUGGACAAUUGGGAAAUGGAAAAUAUGUGAAAAACAGUAAACCAAACCAAAUACCGAAACUCAUUGAACCUGAAGAAUUGGACAAAAGCAAGACUGACAUUGCCGAUUUGAAAAAGGAACUAACAAAGAGAAUUCUCGAUGUCAACAAUAAGAGAUUGCAAUUGGUGAAGGACGAAAAGAAAAGAUGGCAACAGCUGAUUUCUGCGGGUGACAAUUGUUCUGCUAUUUACUAUAAGAGUAUAUAG